Molecule: messenger RNA, 868 nt
Organism: Phragmites australis (common reed)
Lineage: Eukaryota; Viridiplantae; Streptophyta; Magnoliopsida; Poales; Poaceae
Product: pathogenesis-related protein PRB1-3-like
Exons: 1
Coding region: 43-624 (193 amino acids)
Cellular component (GO): extracellular region
Source: RefSeq, a predicted model, not a curated record
UCCUGAAUCCUAACUCCCGUCCGUUACACCACGCAGGAAACCAUGAGGCCUCUCGCGCCUCUGCUCGUGUGCUCCCUGCUCCACCUGCUACUAGUCGCCGUCCCGCCGGUCCACCCCACCCCGGCGCCGUCCUACGCGCGCAACGCGACGGUGUACAACGUCUCCGCGGCGCUGUGCCCGGGGUGCGGCGCGUGGGCGGAGACGCUGGAGUUCCUGUACUACCACAACCUGGUGCGCCUGGCGCGGUGGGAGCUGCCGCUGGCGUGGUCGCCGCGGCUGGAGUCGUACGCGCGGUGGUGGGCGUCGCAGCGGCGCGGAGACUGCGCGCUGCGGCACUCGUUCCCCGAGGGGCAGUUCGCGCUCGGGGAGAACAUCUUCUGGGGCGGCGCGGGCGGGGCCUGGCGCCCGGGGGACGCCGUCAAGGACUGGGCCGCCGAGGGCGUCGACUACUCGUACGCGGCCAACGCGUGCGCGCCGGGACGCGAGUGCGGGCACUACACGCAGAUCGUGUGGAGUCACACCUCCUCGGUCGGGUGCGCACGGGUGGCGUGCGACGACGGGGGAGUGUUCAUGACCUGCAACUACUACCCGCCGGGCAACGUCGUCGGCGAGAGGCCGUACUGACAAGGUUCAGGGAUCACCUGUGCAGAUUUAUUACGUGACAGAGUUCAGAGUUGGCGUGUGUAAAUAUUCAGCGGUGGUUCUAUGAGAUGAUGCAAAUUAAAGAACCGUAAACCAUGUGUUUGAUUGGAUGUUCGGCAUGUCGCCACGAUAUCUAUUUCGGAGGUAUGAUAGAUAUCAGAGGAAAAUUGCGGUGUUACAGUCGUUUUCCCCCUGUGCUUUGGUGCUGUUUGUCACCUUUGUUUUA